AUGACCAAGACCAUGAAAGCUGUCAUCUACCAAGGUCCCGAAUCCUUUGCAGUCGAGGACCGACCUAUCCCCACCCUCCAGGAACCCAGCGACGCCAUCGUCAAACUCCUGAGCACAACGAUCUGCGGCACGGAUCUCCACAUCCUGCAGGGCCAUGUACCAUCGUGCACUCCCGGGCGGAUUCUAGGCCACGAGGGCGUGGGCAUCGUCGAUAGCGUCGGACCCGGGGUUCUAUCGCCCCGUAUUGGUGAUCGAGUGCUGAUCUCUUGUAUUUCGUCCUGCGGACGAUGCACAUCCUGUCGAAAGGGGAUGGGAUCGCAUUGUUCAACCGGGGGGUGGGUCCUCGGUAAUGAGAUUGACGGGACACAAGCGGAGUAUGUCCGGAUUCCGCAUGCGAGUUUCUCUCUUCAUGUGUUGUCGGAAAAGAUACCUACCGAUCUGGCUGUGGCUUUCUCGGAUAUUCUCCCCACGGCGUAUGAGUGUGGUGUGUUGAAUGCGGAUAUCAAGCCCGGGGCAUCAUUGGCUAUUGUCGGUCCCGGACCGAUUGGACUGGCUGCACUGAUGCUGGCGCAACGUCUAUUUGGGCCGUCGAGGGUGGUGGUCCUCGGACGGGGGGAGUCGCGAUUGCAGGUUGCGAGGGAACUAGGUGCUACUCAUACGGUGAGCUCGCGAGAUGGGAUGGAAGAGGCUGUUAAAGCCGCUGUGAAGGUCAACGCUGGGGUGGGCUACGAUGCGGUAAUUGAGGCUGUCGGGUCGCCGGAGAGCUUCGAACUGGCGCAGAUGCUGGUGGGACCGGGUGGGACGAUUGCUAGUUUGGGAGUGUUUGGGAGUAAAUGUGACUUUCAUCUGGAGAGUUUGUGGAAUCGGAAUAUCUGUCUGCGAACACGACUGGUGGAUACCGUGACGACGCCGGAUCUGUUGAAAAUGGUGGAAUCGGACAUGAUCAGCCCGAAGACGCUGAUUUCGCAUCAUUUCUCGUUCACGGAUAUCAACGAGGCAUACACCACGUUCCAGGCGGCAUCAAAGAGUAAUGCCCUGAAGGUGGUAAUCAGUAUGGGACAGUCAAAUGGGAACCGUUAG
Messenger RNA from Aspergillus tanneri, 1080 nucleotides. Its product is annotated as putative zinc-containing alcohol dehydrogenase. The record is from RefSeq and is a predicted model, not a curated record. Gene Ontology annotation, molecular function: zinc ion binding; oxidoreductase activity. NCBI's taxonomy places the organism in Eukaryota, Fungi, Ascomycota, Eurotiomycetes, Eurotiales, Aspergillaceae. Bases 1 to 1080 code for a protein of 359 amino acids. The transcript is spliced from 3 exons.